AUGUCACAACCGAACAGAGUGCCAGAUUCGACCCAGAAUCGGAGUCCCCAACAACCGCGAAUCUCUCUAGACCAGCCGUCGAGUCCCUCCGAUACGACGUCACAGAUUCCUCGGCGCCCACCCCAGCCUUCGAGAAGUCAUUCACUGCGUAUAGCCGCCCCAGGACGGACCUCGCUUUCUCCCUCUCGAACACUUUCAGAUUCAGGAAGGAGGUUAUCGCAACAACAUGUCCGUUUUUCAGCUGAUUUGGAGCGUCCAAUUGCGGAAGGAAAUACACAGGCUUCAUGGGAGCAGGACCGGCGACCGUCGUCUAGAGGACUCUCGAUAAAUACGAGUAUCGCGAAUACCCAAAGCCUUUCGUCUGCUACCUCUCCUGAUGCCAACCGUGCGCCGAAUUCGACUCUUUCACCGCGCUCAGCGCUCUCUCCUACGUCCCCGCAGAGUCCAGAUACCGUUGGCCGCUCUCGAUCCCGAAACCGCGGAUACUCGUUACGUCGAACAAUCUUUGCGAAGAAUAUCGAGUCGCAAUCGGCUCCUCCGUCACCUGUUGAGCUAGGGGAUAUUGCGAAGACCGAAUCGGAGGUUGCAGAGCAAGAAGUUUCCGCGGCGCCGGCACCCGGGACGUCGGAGACAAAAUUCAGUGAAAAUGAGAAGUUGGAGGUAAACGUUGCGCAAAAGUCAACGUCUGCUUCGGCUUGUACGGAGAAUGGGCUCAGUGUGUAUUCCUCCGAGCAAACAGAUCUCAAGGAAGGGAGGAAUUUGUCUCCGAGUUUAUCUUAUGAUCGAUGGCUCAAAAGGAAAGCGGCCAUUACCGCUCUGCAACUUCGUGCUGAGAAUUUCCUCGAGACGAUCCGCAAAACCAUUCUCCGGAUCAAGACGAUUCCGCCGAGCAAAGAUGGCCGUCAUAUUGAUCUUGACCCGACGCGGACAGAAAACCUGAUCGAUGAGCGGACAGGAAAGCCAUAUGUCGAAAACUGGAUUCGUUCGAGUCGCUACAGUUUAUGGAGCUUUUUUCCCCGCCAGUUCUUCGCGCAAUUUACUAAACUAGCAAACUUUUAUUUCCUGGUUGUUGCAAUCCUGCAAAUGAUCCCUGGUUUGAGUACGACAGGUAAAUUCACUACUAUUGUACCUCUUUUGAUUUUUGUCGGAAUCUCCAUGGGCAAAGAAGGGUUCGAUGAUUGGCGGCGGUAUCGACUGGACAAGGAAGAAAAUAACCGCUUCGCCUACGUGCUUCGACCCGGCGCAAACGUGCUAUCCCGUUCUGUCACUGGUGACAGCGGAUCCACCUCGAGUGAGUCGCAGGACUGGGAUAUGGUUAAGUGGAACGAAAUUAAGGUUGGCGAUGUGAUUCGGCUGGAGCGUGAUCAGCCUGUACCUGCAGAUAUGGUCUUGCUUCACGCGGAUGGGCCGAACUGUACGGCCUACGUGGAGACCAUGGCUUUGGAUGGGGAGACCAAUCUUAAAACCAAGCAGCCGUGCCACUCUGUGGCAAAGGUAUGCGGAACGGUGGGAGGUAUUUGCAGCAGUUCAAUACACUUUGCUGUAGAAGAUCCUAACCUUGAUCUCUACAAAUUCGAUGGAAACGUGACGGUAGCUGCUGGAGAGAAGACGCCGCUGACAAACAAUGAAAUUCUCUACCGCGGUAGUAUCCUUCGCAACACUGAACGGGCAGUGGGCAUGGUCAUUUACACGGGCGAGGAAUGCAAGAUCCGCAUGAAUGCAAACAAAAACCCUCGCAUCAAGAUGCCCUCUCUCCAAGGCAAGGUUAACCGAGUCGUCAUGCUCAUUGUGCUUUUGGUGGUAAUGCUGGCUGGUGCCUGUACCAUUGCCUACAAGUACUGGUCACAUGACGUGGAAAGCCAUGCCUGGUACCUCGAGGACGCCAACGUGAGCUAUGGGCCUGUUUUCACCUCUUUUCUCAUCAUGUUCAAUACGAUGAUUCCGAUUUCGCUCUAUGUGAGUAUGGAAAUUGUCAAGGUGGCUCAAAUGCUCAUGCUCAACGCCGAUAUCGACAUGUAUGAUCCCGAGUCUGACACACCGCUUGAAGCCCGGACUUCGACGAUCAAUGAGGAACUUGGCCAAGUCAGCUAUAUCUUCUCAGACAAAACUGGAACAUUGACAAACAAUAGCAUGCGUUUCCGUAAGAUGAGCGUCGCUGGGACCGCAUGGUUUCAUGACUUUGAUCUGCUUGACGAGGCUGCUCAGGAAGGUGAUCGGGAGAAGCUGAUCCAUAAGAAACGAAGUGUCAAAGGCAAAAAGGCUGUAGCCCGGCAAUCUAAUGUCUCCGAGGUUCAACGAUCUCUGGCUAGACCGUCCAUGUCAACCCAUGAUGGGGCUCGCAAGGAAGGGCCAUCUGUGCCGAACACUCGCACGACCGAUAUGCUUAAAUACAUUCAGCGCAAGCCAUAUACGGUCUUUGCCCGCAAAGCCAAGAUGUUUAUCCUGGCAAUGGCUCUCUGCCAUACGUGUCUCCCGGAGGAGGACGAGUCUGGAAAUACAACCUUCCAAGCGGCCUCGCCAGACGAGCUCGCUUUGGUCACGGCUGCUCGAGAGCUAGGGUAUAUCGUCCAUGACCGGCAACCGAAUACACUGACUGUCAGAACAUUUCCUAACGGACAAGAUCAGGAGCCUGUUGAUGAAGUCUACGAGAUUUUAGAUGUGAUCGAAUUUUCUAGCGCUCGAAAGCGCAUGUCAGUCGUGGUGCGGAUGCCUGACCGACGGAUUUGCCUGUUCUGCAAAGGCGCCGACAGUGUCUUAAUGAAACUCUUGAAGCGAGCCGCCCUUGCUCAGGAAAAAGUCAAUGAAAUUGAGCGCCGCGCAAGCAAGCGAAAGGCUGCAGAGGCUAGUGAGGUCAUCAGGCGAAACAGCGAGCACCACAACCGUAAAGAUAGUGGCGUACGCAACAGUUUCAGUCGUCCAAGUAUGUCGCAUCGUCGCUCUAGCGUUUCUGGCAGGCGCGCAUCCACAUUGAGAGACAGUAUUGAUGUCUGGCUUCGUGAUCGGGAGACGGAUGGCGGACUCCUGCACAGGAAUAGCGACGUCGAGUAUUACAGCCCCAGGCCUUCCGCGCAGUUAGGACGGCAAUCUACCACGUUCUCUGAUUCGGGAAGUUCCGUUCAUGACGAUGAAGAGGAUUUGGUCGAGGAGGCGCUGGUUGUUGACGAAGCUGCUGUUUUCGAGCGCUGCUUCCAGCAUUUAAAUGACUUUGCUACUGAGGGAUUGCGGACGCUUCUAUAUGCCCACCGAUUCUUAGACGAGGCCACAUAUGCGGAGUGGAGAUGCGCUUACCAAGAAGCUACAACUAGUCUUGUCAAUCGGCAGGAACGGAUUGAACAGGUUGGCCAGCAAAUUGAGCAACAGCUCGAAUUGACCGGUGCCACAGCGAUCGAAGAUAAGCUCCAGAAGGGCGUCCCAGAGACAAUUGACAAGCUACGCCGAGCGAACAUUAAGCUAUGGAUGCUUACUGGCGACAAACGGGAGACGGCGAUCAAUGUUGGUCACUCAUGCCGCCUGGUCAAGGAUUACUCUAGCCUUGUGAUUCUGGAUCAAGAAAUGGGCAAUGUGGAAGAGUCCAUUUCGAAUCUGACAAAGGACAUCUUGAACAAAACAGUUGCUCACUCCGUGGUCGUGGUCGAUGGGCAGACGCUCUCAAUGAUUGAAGGGGACGAGACCCUUCGCGCCGCCUUCUUCAAACUUGCCAUUCUUGUCGAUUCGGUGAUUUGCUGCCGUGCCAGUCCGAAGCAGAAAGCUUUUCUGGUCAAGUCAAUUCGCCGGCAGGUGCAAGAUUCGGUGACUCUGGCAAUCGGCGACGGCGCUAAUGACAUCGCUAUGAUCCAAGAGGCUCACGUGGGUAUUGGUAUCACGGGUAAAGAAGGUCUUCAGGCUGCACGUAUUUCCGACUACUCGAUUGCUCAGUUCAGAUUCUUGCUGAAAUUGCUUUUGGUUCACGGCCGGUGGAACUACAUGCGAGCUUGCAAGUAUACUCUCGGAACGUUCUGGAAGGAAAUGCUCUUCUAUCUUACUCAAGCCUUGUAUCAGCGAUGGAACGGAUACACCGGUACGAGUCUGUAUGAGCCCUGGAGUCUUAGCAUGUUCAACACCCUCUUUACCUCGCUCGCCGUCAUCUUCUUAGGCAUUUUCACUAAGGAUCUCUCUGCAUCGACCCUCCUCGCCGUUCCGGAACUCUACACCAAAGGCCAGCGCAGCGAGGGCUUCAACAUCCGCCUCUACCUUGGCUGGACAUUCAUAGCUACGUGCGAAGCCAUGCUCGUCUACUUUGUCAUGUACAGUCUUUUCGGCAACGUCCUCUUCACCACAGGCAACAUCAACGAUAUCUUCUCCGCGGGUCUUCUAACCUUCUCCGCCUGCGUGAUCAUCAUCAACACAAAACUACAGGUUCUCGAAGUCCACAAUAAAACAUACCUCUCCUUAGCGGUCUUCAUCAUCUCUGUUGGCGGCUGGUUCCUCUGGAACAUGAUUCUCUCAAGACAAUACGACUUCAAAUCGGGUGACGGCAUUUACCAUGUCCCUGGCAACUUCCUGCUCCACUCUGGUCACGAUCUCUCAUUCUGGGUUGUACUACUUAUAACCGUUACCGCGGUCAUCAUCUUCGAGAUCAUCGUCGCCUCCCUCCGCGCGAAUAUUUUCCCGACUGAUGUCGACGUCUUCCAGGAAUAUGAGAAGGAUCUGGAUAUCAGGAAACGCUUCGAAGAGGCCGCUGCGUCAGAGUUGCAGCAGGGAUGGGACCAUGGCAAGAAGAAAUCAAGCUUCGAAAUCGCCCGCGAGGAAGCGGAGAUGGAGGCGCGCGAGAGACAGGUUGCUGAGCUCCUGGCUAGGCCGAGAGUUAUGAGCGAUGCGGCUAAGAACGAUUCUUCGCGCGGCGUUGGUGUUUAUGUCGAGUCUGCAAGUGAGUCUGCGUCUGCGUCUGCUUCUGCGCUUGGCGACAGUCAAGAUCAGAUUGCUGGUACUGGUGUUGGCGCUGAGUCUUCUGCGCCAAGACGCUCGAUGGAGAUUCAUGAACUGUUCUCGAAGGGGUUCGGGGCAUUAAAGAAGGGGCAGUUGAAGUGA
Aspergillus nidulans FGSC A4 is the source of this 5067-nucleotide messenger RNA. RefSeq names its product aminophospholipid-translocating P4-type ATPase DNF3. NCBI's taxonomy places the organism in Eukaryota, Fungi, Ascomycota, Eurotiomycetes, Eurotiales, Aspergillaceae. The record is from RefSeq and is a predicted model, not a curated record. Gene Ontology annotation, molecular function: ATPase-coupled intramembrane lipid carrier activity; magnesium ion binding; ATP binding. The transcript has a single exon. The coding region runs from base 1 to 5067 and encodes 1688 amino acids. Gene Ontology annotation, biological process: phospholipid transport. Gene Ontology annotation, cellular component: membrane.